UCACUCCCACCUCUGCCUUCUUCCUUCUUCAACAAUCACUCUUGUCACGCGCAAUGUACCUUCAAGCACCGAAUUUAAAUAAAUCAACGUUAAACGCAUACACCAGGAUCUAGUUAAUGUUCCUUGACUCUUAACCAAUUUACAACAAUUGUUUUUAUAUAUGAUUAACUAGAAACAUGUUUACAUUAUGGGUGAGCGUAGGGCGCGAUCGUGUACAUUUUAAAUUGUUGAAUUGGAGGAAAACCACCACUAUGCUUUUUCCUGAACUACUCCAGUUCGAGAGGGGGCGCUAUAUCAAUCGUCUUAACCAUGUUUGCAGUGAGUCGAUUGGUCAGUUUGUUUGUUUCACCAAGGCGGGUGGUUUGUUUUAAGACUUGACUAGUUAGCUGAACCAGCGUGAGUCUACAUUUACAUCGGAUUCUGUUUUUUAUUUCUUCAUCAGGCGAAAACUCUUUAAUCACUAAUGGAGGACCAGAUGAAGUCGUUGUUGCGUCAGCUUGUUCGACGGAUACCGAUUCGGUUUCUGAAAGUGACGCUGGAGAAGUGGGGCCGUUUGACGGUGGCUCAGCAGCAAAACAUCGAUUUUACUCAAACGAAAUGGGCGUUGGCGGACGAACUGAUCGCCUAUAGUGAGGAAAACAGAUUGACCCUUCGUCAUAUAACAGAGUUAGAGAUGAUAUAUGUAAUUGACAAUCCAAACCAGGGGAUGUGGCAUGCAUUCCAACUCGUGGACCCUGAAUCUGAUGCUCCCGCUGUUGAGUUGAUGCAGUUCAAGGAACAAUUCAAAUCUCACCUCAAUGAGCUCGUAAGAAAUGUGUCUGUCAAGAUGAAGAAGAAUACAGAUGAGGCGGUUUGGAUCCGCAUUGCAUGGGGGGACAGCUGCUCUCGGCCAAACAACAUGAGACCAACCUAUGUUGUUCACUAUCUUCAAACUCCUUAUGUGUUUGUGACCAGACUGACGUCCAAGCAAAAGACACUGUUGUCCCAGGCAAUGAUUAUAGCCACCCGACAUCAGGCUAUUAAGGAUGCUCACCUCAGUGGACGAAAUUUCUCAGCAAUUCGGGACCUGCUGAUGCAGGAGUAUGAACAGGUGUUCCCUGCGAAGUAUCCCAGCGCUCUUGUAGAAAGGAAUCAAAUAGCCGCACUCCCCAACAUAGAGCGAGAACAAGCUGAGGCUGAAGUAAACCGCCUUCAGAUGGCUUGUGAAGCGUUUGGUGGUGGCAAGUUACCCCAGCUACAGUCUGUAGUUUACAAGCUGGAGACCAAGUUCAAAGACCCAUCAAACCAGACCUUUACAGAACGAGAGAAACCAUUCAAUUGUGUCGUCACGUUUACAAGCAAGAAUUUGUUGGAGUCAUUACGGCACUGCGCUUCUUCAGGAAUUGCUUCCACUCCUAUAACACCUCUGCUUUCAUCCAUCCCACGAAGAGGAAGAAAUUAUUUCGUCAUCACAGACAAAGUCUCAGGACCUUCCUCACAAAUCAAUCCAACUGUUUAAUUGACAUUUUUGUGAUUGUUAACUAAUCCGCAUUCACUGAAAUUGGCUUUUUUAAAAAAAGUCUUUCACCGUGAUGUUUUUUUACAUCGUUUAUUUUAUAUAGUCAAUGUAAAUAGCGGUUUUAUUUUGUUUGUUGUUCAAAUUACAGUAUGAUGCAUAGAUUGAACUCAAUAAACAUCGAAACUAAUCCAC
Molecule: messenger RNA, 1690 nt
Organism: Hippocampus comes (tiger tail seahorse)
Lineage: Eukaryota; Metazoa; Chordata; Actinopteri; Syngnathiformes; Syngnathidae
Gene: cenpn
Product: centromere protein N
Exons: 10
Coding region: 464-1498 (344 amino acids)
Biological process (GO): CENP-A containing chromatin assembly; chromosome segregation
Cellular component (GO): nucleoplasm
Source: RefSeq, a predicted model, not a curated record